Messenger RNA from Manis pentadactyla (Chinese pangolin), 8953 nucleotides. RefSeq names its product decapping mRNA 2 (gene DCP2). Lineage: Eukaryota; Metazoa; Chordata; Mammalia; Pholidota; Manidae. The record is from RefSeq and is a predicted model, not a curated record. The transcript is spliced from 11 exons. Gene Ontology annotation, molecular function: 5'-(N(7)-methylguanosine 5'-triphospho)-[mRNA] hydrolase activity; manganese ion binding; RNA binding. Bases 334 to 1602 code for a protein of 422 amino acids. Gene Ontology annotation, cellular component: P-body; cytoplasm. Gene Ontology annotation, biological process: nuclear-transcribed mRNA catabolic process, nonsense-mediated decay; deadenylation-dependent decapping of nuclear-transcribed mRNA.
GCAGCUGGAGGACGGAUUGGAGACGACGGACCAAUAAACAGAUGUUUCAUUGGCUUAGCCGCUCGGGCUCCGGAACCUCCAGCUUUCCAUUGGCUGUUUCAAGCAGAGCAGGGGCGUGACUCCCGGGGCUCCGCCCCCGCGGCGCCCCAGCCUCGGGGUCUCAGGCUGAGGCAGUGGGACGGAAGUGAGCGAGUCCCGCCACUUCCCCUCGCUGCUGCGUUGGAGUCGCCGCGGCUGCCGUCCGCUCCCCAGCGAGCCAGAGUCUCCGUGCCGUACCCCGAGUGCCCGGCCGCGCGGAGCCGGGAUGCACUGCCCCUGCUGUGGGCCCUCAUCAUGGAGACCAAACGGGUGGAGAUUCCCAGCAGCGUCCUGGACGAUCUCUGCAGCCGAUUUAUUUUGCAUAUUCCCAGCGAGGAAAGAGACAAUGCUAUCCGAGUGUGUUUUCAAAUUGAACUUGCCCAUUGGUUUUACUUGGAUUUCUACAUGCAGAACACACCAGGAUUACCUCAGUGUGGGAUAAGAGACUUUGCAAAAGCUGUCUUCAGUCAUUGUCCAUUUUUGCUGCCCCAAGGUGAAGAUGUGGAAAAAAUUUUGGAUGAAUGGAAGGAAUAUAAAAUGGGAGUACCAACAUAUGGUGCAAUUAUUCUUGAUGAGACACUUGAAAAUGUACUACUGGUUCAGGGGUACCUAGCAAAAUCAGGCUGGGGAUUUCCAAAAGGAAAAGUAAAUAAAGAAGAAGCUCCUCAUGAUUGUGCUGCUAGAGAGGUCUUUGAAGAAACUGGUUUUGAUAUCAAAGAUUAUAUUUGUAAGGAUGAUUACAUUGAACUUCGAAUCAAUGACCAGCUUGCUCGUUUGUACAUCAUUCCAGGAAUUCCAAAAGACACAAAAUUUAACCCAAAAACCAGAAGAGAAAUUCGGAACAUCGAAUGGUUCUCCAUUGAGAAAUUGCCCUGUCAUAGAAAUGAUAUGACCCCAAAAUCCAAACUUGGUUUGGCACCUAACAAAUUUUUUAUGGCCAUUCCCUUCAUCAGACCAUUAAGGGACUGGCUUUCUCGAAGAUUUGGAGAUUCCUCAGACAGUGACAAUGGAUUUUCCUCAACUGGUAGCACUCCAGCUAAACCCACUGUGGAAAAAUUGAGUCGAACCAAAUUCCGCCACAGUCAGCAGUUAUUUCCUGAAGGUUCUCCUGGUGACCAGUGGGUAAAGCACAGGCAGCCACUGCAGCAAAAGCCAUAUAAUAAUCAUUCUGAAAUGACUGACCCUUUAAAAGCAAAGAAUCAAAGUAUGAGGGGAAAUGGCAGAAAACAGUAUCAAGACUCGCCUAAUCAAAAGAAAAGAACAAAUGGGGUCCACAGCCAGCCAGCCAAACAGCAGAAUCCCUUGAUGAAAUGUGAAAAAAAACUUCAUCCACGAAAACUUCAGGAUAAUUUUGAAACAGAUGCUGUAUAUGACUUAUCUUGCUCUGGUGAAGACCAGUUGCUAGAACAUGCUGAGGGACAGUCUGUGGCAUGUAAUGGACAUUGCAAGUUCCCCUUUUCAUCCAGAACCUUUUUGAGUUUCAAAUUUGACCAUACUGCUAUAAUGAAAAUCUUGGACCUUUGAUAUCAGCAAAUGGGUCAUGGAAGCCCCAAGAUCAGAGACCUGUGGCAUUUGAGUGGGUGUCUCUUUGAGCCUUACCUUUCUCAGGUGUUUUAAAGAAAUGCAGGGAGGCAACGUUGUUUUCUGAAGAGAUUGUUCUCUGUGCAGAAGAGAGUAGAAAGAAACAUGAGUUUGCACUGUAGAUGUAGUUAUAAUAACCUUUUAUAUAGAUGUACCUUUUCAGUGUUGGCUUGCAAAUUUUAAGUUGCUUUUUAUGAGAGCCUUUUUUUCUGUGUGAUUGUAGUUUUUAUCUUGUGUUUUGGUCAAGAAAAUAGUGGUUGAGUCACCAAGUAGCCAAGUUAAUGGAUGUGCUGCAUCUACCCAUUACAGUGAUUGCAAAAAUAGUUUCCUUACAUUGAAAUUUUUAAAAGAUACUUAAAAUACACAGUUAUUAAAUGAGUAUAAGAGCUGAAAUGUCACAGAAGUCAAGAUCGCAAGUCAUCUGCUCUGGUGACAUUUUGUGCGUUUCUCUGCUUAUAACCACUUACGUUCUUAAGUCUCCUCUGCUUGGGGUUUCAUUGGAAGGUUUUAUUUAGAGCCAGCAUCUCCUAUGUAUUGUUCAUGUUCAAAACAAACUUGUAGUGCUUUGUUAAAAGACAGAGUCCUCAGCCUGGAGAAGGGACUCGGUUGGGUGGGAAGCUGAUGCACUCCUUGAGGGAUGUGCUGCACCGUCAGGAGCCUGUGAGACGCUGGAGAGGGGAGAAGAGAGCGAGGAGGCCGCACCCAGCAGCUGCUUUGGUCCUAUGUUCACUGUCCUGCCGCCAGCCUUUUUGUAUCAUACAAUUAUUUUUUUCUUGUGAAAAUUUUUUCUGUAUUAUAGCUGUGUAAAUAUGUAUGGAUUAUGACAUUAGGUUUUACAUUGUCUUUGGGUGUUGAUUUCUGGAAACUGAUGUUAUAUUCGGUUCUAAUUUGCUGUAGUAGCAGAGACUGACACACUGUUGGUGUGCUGGAGCCCCUGGGUGAUGGGGCAGGAAGCAGGGGUGUGCAGUUUACCCAAGAACAAGUAAAGCAUUUCAUUAGGGGAGGAUCAGAACAUGGAAGUAAUACACAUAACUCAGUCCUUGGAAUGUAUUUUGCUCCUUCAGGAUGCUUCGACCCAGAUGAGAAUGGCAGUGCCUAUCUUAUGAAGAAUUUCAGCUCUAAUUGAGGACAGUCACCAGAGCUUUAAGGGGGCUUUAGUGUUUCGUUUGGGCUGCUUCAGACCUCAUUGAAGGUAUUUCUUUUGCGGGGGGACGGGGGUGGUGCAAGCAUAUGCGUGCAUGUGCAACUGUCAUGUGGGUUUUAAAAAUCUUUUUUUUACAUGUGGUAUCCACAAAGUAUAUCUCUGCUUGUAAAUUUUAUUGUAGAAGUCUUUAUUCUGUAUAGAUAACCUAUUUAAUAGGGGUUCUAUUUAAUCCAGCAGGACUUUCAGAAAAAGUGCUAUUGUUAGGAAUCACUUGGUAUUUCUUUGCUUUAGCUUUUGAACGGCUUGAUUUUAAAGGAGAAAUUCUAUUUAUUAAUAAAAGUGACACCCUCUUGGUGCUAAGCAGGAGAAUUCCCAGUUACAGCAAUGCAUUUAGAAUUAGGUUAUUCACAAUCCUGAUCUUUUAAUGUGACAAUUUUUUGAAUCCUUCUGUGACCUUUUUGAAAAUGCAUUUUAUGAUUUCAUUUGAAAGCUCUUGUUUAUUCUUUCCAGAAAUACAGCUGCUUUGCUUGGGUCUCCUUGAGCCAGAUUUAUAGUUGGUCCCAGCAUUCCAGAUUUCUGUUAAAUUGUUAAAGGGAGUGAAAACUUAGUUUGCCUGACAGGUAAAUAAUUUUCACACGUUUACUGUCAUCUGGAAACCAUUUUAUUUUUUAGUGAUGUUGUAUGUGGUUUUUUUCCUUUUUACAUAAGUACUUUGGUCAGUCUUUCUGGUGCCUGGAGUUGGAUUUUUCAACUCUAAAUACUAAAGUAAAAGAGAUUAGAAUUAAUUACCAAAAGUAUGUCUUUAAUGGUGUUGAGCCUUUAAGAACCAACAAAUGAUCUCUUUUCGAUUGUGAGAGUUUAACUAUGGUUAAAUGUUAACUGCUGUAGCGCUGCUUCAUUUAAUGCACUGUGGGACAAAGUAAGGGUAUUGUCGAGAUGGGAUUUUGAUAACUUGAGGCUUUUAGCGCUCUACAGUUUGAGAUAAAAGAUGUUAAAAGAUGUGAGUUAAAGUUAAUGUGUGUGGUGUGACUUAACUAUGCAGAAAGUGUAUAAGUUGGAUGUACGUGUUUUUUAUGUACAUCUGCUAUACUUACUUACCCCUUGAACCUGUGUAUUAGUUUCUCAGUGUUCAGUUACCUUAGGGAAGGCCAUGCUCAGCACAGAACUAGAUUUCUCUCUUGAGAAAUUAGCCUGGUUUGAAGAAAUCAAGUGAUAAAUGAGUGCUGAAUAUGCAAUGAUUUCUCUAUGUGUUGUGUUUUAAAAGCUAGACAAGAAGAGUAGUUGUGUUGGCUUCAUUAUGUUUUACGUCUGAAAGAAAUAGGUCUUUGAAUCCACUUUUUAAAUAUUCUUAUGUUCCAACACUUUUUAAAUAUUCUUAUGUUCCAACCUUAUAUGUUCCAAGGUUCAGUGCACUGUGAAUCUCUUAUUUUUUAAAAUUUUGUAGGUGCUUUUAUGUAUAACUGUAAUGAUUUAUAAGAUGUUAAAUGAAUUGUUUUUGUACUUAACCAUCGUAAUCCAAAAUAUUAGGGAUAUGGUUUACAUGCUUUCACAAGUUUUUGUUAAAUAGCAUAUGAAUGGUUUUAGGAUUUCAAAUAGUGCCACUUUCCUGAGAUGUGAGCAUUUGGAGAAGUCUGAGGACCUAAUAGAACUCUCUUAGCAAGGGUGAAAUUAGAAGUUGUUUGAAAAUGAAGUUGAAUUUUAAUGUAAUGUAUAAAAGCAGGUCUCCUAUGUUGUCAAAGGAAUUGUGUUCACUGCUUGCUGCUUUGAACUGUGGAUAUCCUUAUUUUUCUAUUAAAUAUCAGUAAGUACAGAUAAUGAAGAUGCAUAGUAGAAUUCAGCAGAAUUAAUAUUAUGCUAUAAGAUUGGGUUAGUACUUUGUCCUUUUAAGGCUUUAGUAGUUUAUGUGUAAUAUCAAAUAAAAAACUCAAAUCCAAGUGAAUAGUAUCCUUCCACAGGGAUUAAAUUCUUCUGUAAACUCAUCAUAUUAUGGUCUUUAGGAAAGUUCAGGUCUGAGUGCAUGUGUGCAUGACAAACAUUUCAUUACCUAGUCUCUCAUUUAUCUUUUUUGUUGUUUGUUAAAACAGUAAGAAGUAGAGUCAAUAUAAAAAUUAGACCUUCUGCCAAGUAAUUUUUUUCUUAGUAUAAUAACAUCUCUUGGCAUUUUAAUCUUCAUUUUUGUACCAGUGGACCUCCCCUGGCCUACUCAGAGAUUUUGUUUUGAUGGACAUCUAUUGUAUCUCUGUAUGUUCUGAGGUAUUUUCUUUUCAUAUUAAUUAUAUAUACAAGGUCAGAUUCAUUACGUUUGAAGAAAAUAAGUGUUGUCUAGUAAUUUUUACUUGGAUUGUUUUCUAGCCUGGGGAAGGCUUAUAUGUAUUGUGAUUUUAGCUUAUGAUAAACAAGACAAACUUAUUUUGUCUGAAGGCAUUAAUAUUCUUUAAGUACCUGUCUCUAGGUGAACAGGUAUCAUAGUAAAACAGCAGUUUUGUUAGACCUUAUCCCUGAUAGCUUGGUAAAGCCUAGCUAGAGUUCCUUAUUUUGUAUUACUUCCUAAGACUUUGAAGUGUAUUUGUAUAGUUGCCAAAAAUUCUAAAAAUGAGAUUAUGAUGGGUUUCUCAGCAUCUUUUCUUCCUAGAAUUGAGUUGCUCUUGAAGUUUGUACUCCUGUGCCAUAUAGAUGGCAGUGUGCUCUGUCUCAUGCUUUCAAAGUAGAGUUCUAAAUUGCAGUUUCAAAAAAUGUGAUAGGUAUUAUAGAACAAAUUGCCCUGAAGGGAGAAGAUAACUGUAGUUGCUGGUCACAGAAGAGCGGAAGGAAGAAAUUUUAGGAGAUAAAUCAGCUUUUGAGUGCCACGUGAUGUACAAAGAAAUGUGACUGUUGCCUAGCCCAAGCAGAGUCUAAUACAUGUAGCUGUUACCAAGUGUUUUCUAGCUCAGAUAUAGUUAAUUUUUUUCUGACUAUGGCUGCCAAGCAAUUCCAUAAACCUACAGUAAUUUUUUCCAUUUUAAAGACCAGUGUUUGGGAGUCUGAUCCUUCCUGUACUGGUACUUCACAAGUGCAGCCACACUCAAGUGCUCUGCUGUCUUAGGAACAUAACCCCCAAUAUAGCCAUAGUCAAGGUAUGUCAUAGUCACUUCAUGUGUUGGUUACACAUUUGUCCUGGGUGGUGAUCCAUUCCUUUUCAUCUGGUUUUCUUGUGACAAAUGGCAUUUACUGUUGGAAUAGUAGUCUAUAGUAGGGAAAAGAGUAAAGCUACCUCUCAUACAUGGGACUUCAGUGGUUGGCUUCCACCAACUUUAGUUGCUCAGACUUUAACCUAAAGUACAAAGAAGUGUAAAUAAAAAACUAUAAUAAAGUUUGGAAGUCAUAUCUUGAGAAAUUGAAUCUUUAAUCUGGGUCCCCAGAUGAAUGAAAUCAGCAGUGAAGAGAUUCCUUUUGUCUUUUGUCUUCUGGAGUUAGCAGAUGGGACAGUCUGGCUACGGGGGCAGCUUGAAAGCACCAUGUAAAAGGAAUUAACCUUGACGAGAUACUUGGCGGUAGCUUUGUAGGGUUAAUGGGUGCUCUGGGGAAAGGGAUUAAAUGCAAAAAUCUUUUGCUUUUCUAGAUAACUUGGUCCCACAUGGAUCCUCCUCUUUUUAGUAGACUUUAGUCUUUUAGUCCAGUGGAAGAAAAAGGCCCUAAACAUAUAUUUGAUACUUUUUUGGUGGGAGGGCUCUAGCAGGUGGUUGGGUGGUAGGUAUCUUGGCUAUUGGCAUCUAUCUGUUGAGUGCCAUUUGAAGAACGAGGACCUGUUGAUUUUUUAUCUUUUCUCCUCCGUGGUGUGACUGGCCUUGGAGAGGCCAUUGAGUUGUCUCUCUCUGUUUCCUCCCUGCUGUACCCCCACGCCUCACCCCAAUCCUGUCCCUUCUAUAGAAUUUUUUUUUUCUUUUUCAUUUGUGCUACAUCCCUUCAGUGAAUCUGGUAGUCACCAUAUGAGGACUUGGGUAGUUUGUUAGCUGUGAUCACAUCUUGGCUCCUAGAGAUGAUCUCACUUUGACACUUGAGCCACAGAUAGAAGGGCUCUGGACAUCUGCACUGUUUUGAGGCUCUCAGUGCAUGUAGCUGUCAAAUUAGUUUAGAACAAAGAAAACUGUGUGGUUCUAGGGUGAAAUAGGCAGUGUUCUGCUGGUCCUCCGUCUUUGAGAGGUCUUAGUUAACAGUUUUGGGUUGUAGACUUUAUGAGAUCAAAUGUAACAUUUUAAUUUAAUCUUUUUAUUCAUUGAAUCUGAGGUUCUAAAACAAUCUAUAGCUACAAACUGGUGUGAAGAAAGGUUUUUGGUCACAAAUCUACCUUGUCAUUUAAAGUUAUUUCUCAAGCUUUCAGAAAUUAGUUCUUUAUACAACAGUAUCUGGCCUUUUUCAAGCCUUUGUGAUACGUGGAAUAGACUGGAUGGCAGCAAACAAAAGCAAAGGCUCUCAACUGCGAGUGAAAUUUAGAAUGGUAGUUCCUGUUCUGCAGCACUUGAUUGGUAAGAUGUGUUAGUAUAUCUGAAUGAACGAGUAGCAGUGGCCUCCAACUCUUACGCCGUAUGUACGGAAAAGCACAAACAACGUAUCUGCAAGGAUUUCUUUGUGCGUUUCACUGCUGUCCUUUUAGGUUUGUGUUUGGAUCUUGCACAAGUACCUUUUAAUAUCAAAUGCAAGUGUCCAAAGAACCGAAUCUUUAAUUUUACUUUGUUGGUCAUAUUUCACUUCAAAGUUAGGACAAGAAAAGGCUAAGCUGACUUUCAUUUCAUGAUUACAAACUGUUUUUCUUCAGUAACAAUUAGGGAAGGAAAAUAUAACCAUGAACUAUUUUGCAUAUAUAUAUUUGUAUGUGUGUGUGUGUGUGUGCGCACACACAUAUAUUUUCUUGUUUUUGAAGUUUAUUAGCUUAAUGCCUUACAAAAACUGCCUUUGGUAAGUAUUAACUCAUACAAUUCAGAUUUUAAAUUUUACCUGUUCACUUUAGUAAAAAUUUAAAACAAUCUCAUUAAGGGAUUAAUGAAGUGGAAUUAGAGCCGAUGUAUUAGCUAACUCAUGUGAAAUCUUAGGUGAGACUGUCUUUUACCCAGAGUAAGGGCAGAAGGUUUAGUUAAGAAAGGAGUAAGAAUUGAUUUUUUUAUACCCUGCCUAUUUCCAAAACAAGAUUUGAAAUAUCUCUUAUGCCAUGGAGACUAGGUAAUGUUUGUGGAAGAUACGUAUUCUUAAAACAGUUUUCUUGGGAGUAGGUUUUAGUCUGAAAAAGGUGACAAUAUUUAUGCUGAGUAUGCUGUUUUGUUUGGGACCUAUAAAUAGGUAGAAAAAAAUUAAUGAAAUGGUUCUACCAAAUAUACUCAGUUGAGAAAACUGGACUUUAGAGUAAAUGUGGUAACUACAUAUAUUUGUAAACUUUAUUCAAUAGUAAUCAUUUUUUUCUUAAUGUGAAAUGAUUUAACAUUGAAUUUUUGCCUUAGUUACAGCAGUGUAUUAUUACUUUACCUUCUAGGACAUUUUAAUGUUUGGAGAAAGACUGUAUAAAGUAAAACCAUGGGCGUAAUUCUGCCUGAGGUAGUAAUGAAGUUCUCGGUGCAUGUUUUGGUUGUCAGCAUCGAGGGAGAGCAGUAAAGGGGCCUCAGGAUACCUGUCAGGUUCAUUCACCUUGUAGUUAGAAGCACUGAUACCUUUAGAGCAGAUUUACUGUGUGUCUCAAUUUAUUACAUUCUGACUGAACAGUAGCAUUGUCUCUGUUCCUCAGUGUUAAUUAAAGAUAAGGACUGGUUUUCAGUUACAUUGGGCAUGACCAUCAUAAAGGUUUCUGAGUGACUUUAUGAAUUGGGAGCUUGCAGGAUUACAGUGCCUCCAAAGUGAACUAGAAAUGACAGCUGUACUCUCCACGGAGAAAAUGAACAAAGUCCUAUGUCUGAACAGUUUUUAUGCUCCUUUAGAUAGCUUUUUGAUGUAAAUAACACCAGUUUAAAAACCUUUUAUUUUACAAAAUACAGUUGAAUGAUGGGCGGUUCCCUUGAUAUUUUAAAACAUCUCUACAAUUGAGUAAAUAUUGGCUUUCUGUAAAAAUAUUACCAUGUUAAAUUUAGACUGUUUGUAGUGCAAUAUCAAUAAAUUUUGCUGUUUGGGCAGUUUUAAUUACUACCAUAA